AAGUAUUUUAUUCUAUUGAUUUGCUUAAUUAAGCUGCGAAAUAAUGACACUUAAGCUUGCCCUUGUAGUCACACUCUUUGUAGCCUCAUGCGCUGUUUCAAAAGGAAGAUCUCUUACAUUUUCGACGAAAUCACUUGAUCGUUAUAGUUUUCCUCCUGAUUUUAGUUUUGGUGUUGCUUCUUCAGCUUAUCAGUAUGAAGGUGCAAUCGAAGAAGGAGGAAGGACGUAUAGCAUUUGGGACAACUUCACACAUGCAUAUCCAGGUGGAAAGCUUAGCGAUGGGGUAAACAGCGAAGGAAUUCAAUUCUACAAAAAUCUCAUUGAUGAACUUAUCAAGAACGGCAUUAAACCUUUUGUUACUAUUUAUCAUUGGGAUAUCCCUCAAGUUUUAGACGAUGAGUAUGGUGGUUUCUUAAGCCCUCGGAUAAUUGAUGAUUUCCGGAACUAUGCUAAAGUGUGCUUCGAAAAUUUUGGUGAAAAAGUUGAUAUGUGGACAACGUUCAACGAACCGUAUGUUUAUAGUGUUGCGGGUUAUGAUAGUGGUAAUAAAGCAAUGGGACGAUGCUCGAAAUGGGUAAACAAAUUAUGUGUGGCUGGUGAUUCAAGCACGGAACCUUACUUAGUUUCUCAUCAUCUUCUUCUAGCUCAUGCUGCAGCUGUUGAAGAGUUUAGAACUUGUGACAAGAUUUCACAAGACGCACAAAUAGGCAUAGUGUUAUCUCCGUUUUGGUUCGAACCUUAUGAUAUUGCUUCCCAUGCUGAUAAAGAAGCAGUUGAACGAGCUCUUGCCUCCUAUAUUGGUUGGCAUCUUGAUCCUCUAGUCUUUGGAGAUUAUCCGGAAACAAUGAAGAAAAACGCUGGAAACAGAUUACCUUCUUUUACCAAAGAACAAUCAGAAAUGGUCAAAAACUCAUUUGAUUUUAUUGGAAUAAACUAUUAUACAGCCCGAUUCGUCGCUCAUCAGUUGCAUAGUGACCCUUCACGACUUCGUUUUAUGACGGAUCAACACCUUGAGUACAAAAGAUUUGAUGACUACGAUGUUGGAACAAUUCCCCGUGAACAAAUAUUAAAGGACACAAAGAGGAUAGAAUACCACGAGAAACAUCUUCAAGAACUCCAUAAAGCUAUCACUGAGGAUGGAUGUGACGUCAGAGGCUAUCUCGUAUGGUCGUUGUUGGAUAACUUGGAAUGGGAACAUGGAUACAAGGUGAGGUUCGGUCUCUAUUAUAUUGACUACUCAGACGAUCUAAAACGAUAUGCUAAAGAUUCUUCCAAGUGGUUCAAACAUUUCCUCGAGAGAUCAGAACAUCCGACACUCUUGGAUAUGUUUAAGAGUAUGAAGAAGUGGUGGCAUGCGCUGCAUAUGAUAUAAGUUCUUUAUAAAAAUGAUUCGUUAUU
Molecule: messenger RNA, 1398 nt
Organism: Arabidopsis arenosa
Lineage: Eukaryota; Viridiplantae; Streptophyta; Magnoliopsida; Brassicales; Brassicaceae
Source: the annotation of a GenBank genome assembly